GACGGAACAUAGACAGCGAAUUAGCGAAACAAACUGACAAAUAAACCUUCCCGAUGUUUGUUGAACUUUUCCCUGGCUCUUAAAGGAACCCCCUUCCUGUAAGCAACUUCAUAUUUCUUCAUCUGGAAUCUAAUCCUAUGUACACACGUACCCAGAAAAGCAAACCCGAAUCUUUCUACCCCCUUUCUCUUAGAAUCUUGGAUGUCUUGCUAAUUACUCAAAUCUUUCUCAGCUGAUUAAAGAACGGCGAUAUCAAUGAUGGAAAUGGUUUCCUGUUAUUCUGGGGCAUGCUGUUAUGUUGUAAAUGUUAGGAGGGAAUUGAUUGACAGAACUCCGAGUUUAACUCAGUUAAGGAUUCCCACACGACCAGGUAGAAGUUGGUGUUGUGCUGCUGUUAUUCGAUCUGGCGAUUUGAGACACUCAGGUUUGGGUAAUUUUAGGUCAAAGAAACUAAUUCGGAGAAGUCGAGGUUAUCCAAUUGCCAGUGCUCUUAAAGAAUCUAGUUCGGGUCUCUUGAGUGGAAACUAUGAUUCAUAUGUAGUUGAUGGUACUGUGAGUGAUUCUGGGGAAGCGGUGGUGCCUAAGGUUUUUGUUCCUAGUUUACCGGAUGAUGAAUCUAAUGGGGAUUGUGGAGCUCCAAUUGACAGUUCUUUCUGGGAAUGGAAGCCGGAACUGAAUGUUCAUUACGAGAAAUCAGGGUCUGGGAAUGUGAAUUCGCCGCCAGUGCUCUUUCUCCCGGGUUUUGGUGUUGGUUCGUUUCAUUACAAAAAACAACUAAAGGAUCUCGGCUCUGAUUUUAGGGUAUGGGCGUUGGACUUUUUAGGGCAGGGUAGGUCGCUCCCGAGCAAAGACCUGACCUCGCAGUUCAAUGGCGUUGGAGAAGAUCUUAUCUGGGGUUUUGGAGAUGAAGCUCAACCUUGGGCGAAAGAACUCGUUUUUUCUAUGGACCUAUGGAGAGACCAAGUUCGCUACUUUAUUGAAGAGGUUAUUAAAGAACCGGUUUAUAUUGUGGGAAACUCGCUUGGCGGGUUUGUUGCACUCUCCCUUGCAGCACGCCACCCUCAAUUGGUGAAAGGCGUUACGUUGCUAAAUGCAACGCCUUUUUGGACUUUUCUUCCUAAUCCUAUUAAAUCUCCGAGAUUAUCAAGAAUGCUUCCUUGGGCGGGGACGUUUCCUCUUCCAACGACGGUUAGAAAUAUCGUGAAGCUUUUAUGGCAGAAAAUCAGUGAUCCCGAAAGCAUUGCAGAGGUUCUAAAACAGGUCUAUGCAGAUCACUCGAUAAAUGUGGAUGAAGUGUUCUCUCAUAUAAUCGAGACAACAAAGCAUCCCGCUGCAGCUGCAUCCUUAGCCUCGAUAAUGUUUGCUCCCGGGAGUCAAUUGUCGUUCAAAGAGGCUCUCUCGGGGUGUCAAGAAAACAAUGUACCCAUAUGCCUCGUUUACGGGAAGGAAGAUCCGUGGGUGACGCCUUAUUGGGGCUUUCGGGUCAAGAGGCGAAUGCCCGAGGCUCCAUAUUACGAGAUUAGCCCCGCAGGUCACUGCCCCCACGACGAAGUCCCAGAGGUCGUGAACUUUCUUUUGCGGGGAUGGAUCAGAAGCCUGGAGUCGAGCGGCUUGGUGACGCUACCCCUGCUCGAUAGCCCAGAGUGCGCUGCCUUCGACAUUUCUAGGGAGGUGGAAUUCAUCCGAGGAGGACUGAAGAAAUCGGUAAAUGUACAAUUUUAUGGAUCCACAACGUCGCAGUGGGAAAGGUUUGGUUUUUACGUUAAAUCUCUGCUCAAGACAGAAGGCCUAAAACUCCUAGGAAGAACAUAGUUACAUUCUUGUUAUGUUACAUUCUUGUUUGAUGUAAUUGUAAUUGUAAUAUAGAAAAUGCACAGGCACAGGGGAUACAUAUGUAAAAGUACAGUUGAAAAAUGAAUGCACUUAGUAAUUUGGGAGGUGUAUUUUUAGUAUUUGCACAGUUUUUGAACCACAA
Ipomoea nil (Japanese morning glory) is the source of this 1975-nucleotide messenger RNA. Its product is annotated as pheophytinase, chloroplastic-like. The record is from RefSeq and is a predicted model, not a curated record. Gene Ontology annotation, molecular function: pheophytinase activity. Gene Ontology annotation, cellular component: chloroplast. Lineage: Eukaryota; Viridiplantae; Streptophyta; Magnoliopsida; Solanales; Convolvulaceae. Gene Ontology annotation, biological process: chlorophyll catabolic process. Bases 256 to 1812 code for a protein of 518 amino acids. The transcript is spliced from 6 exons.